GCAGAGCUCGGUGGGAGGGUUCAGAUAUAGAAGCUGCCGAAUGCGACCGUUAAACCUCAUUAACUCUGAUCCACCAUGAAGCUGCUGCAGGUGGCGUUUCCUCUGUGGACGCUGAUCGGCGUCACGCUGCAGGCUCCAUCACGAGACAAAUGCAUGUGUGAGCUGAAGAACUCGGAGAAGGCCUUUCCUCACGACAAGCUGAACAUGGUGGAGAAGAACGCCACCGUCUGCAACGGCAAAGUGACGCCGCAGAAGGCCGAAGAACUGGAGGUUCUGCUGCUGGGUUUGGACCGACGUCUGGCCCAGCUGCAUGAAGACGUGUCGGUCCUGGAGAAGGAGGACGACGGAGAUCUGUACGGAGUCCUCAGCCUGCACGUCAUCCACAACGAGAUGACGGAGAUCCGGCUGCUGCUGGACAAACUCAACGCAACCACAGAGGAGCAUCACAGACUCACUGCUGACACCGAACGGCAGCUGGACGAGCUGAAGACUGAGAUGCAGGAGCUGGAGACGUUCGACUCCAUGCAGGUGGUGAAGGGACGAAGAACCAACCAGCGCCUGAGGACGGACCUGAACCACUGCUUGGAUAAACAGAACGCCACGUUGGCGCCGACCCAGCCUCCGUACGGUACAUGUUCUCGGGGUCCACUUAAGAACAUCACCGGGCCGGUGGUCCAAACAACCGGAGAGUAUGGGGGCUCGUAUCCGUACGGAGCUUGGGGUCGGGAUCCCAGACCCGAGCCGGGGAAGGAGCGCUGGUACUGGAUGGUGGCGAUGACGGCCAGCAACAGAUACGGCCACUACGUCCGCCUCUACCACAGUCUGUACAAGCUCAUCGGAGGGGAAACCAACAUCGCGAACGUCCUGAUCCACUCCGCCAACCCGACCACCAACACCAUCCAGGGUCCGAAUGUGGUUCUGUAUGGAGGUGCUCUGUACUACAACUGUUACAACCAACGCCAAGUUUGUCGAUUCCACCUCGCCACCAAAACCGUGACCAAUGUAUACCUGCCCGAAGGCACCAGGUACAACUCAAAGGGGAACUUCUGCCACCUGGACGAGUGCUACCCGUACACCGACCUGGACCUGGCCACAGAUGAGUCCGGUGUCUGGGUGAUCUACACCACCUCCCAGGACUUUGGGAACCUGGUUCUCUCCAAGCUGGAGAAGAGUGAACCGCCGACGCUGGGCCAAACCUGGCGCACUUCGGUCUACAAGCUGGGGGUGACCAACACCUUCAUGGCCUGCGGCGUGCUCUACGCUACGCGCUACGUUAGCAAAGACAUGGAGGAGAUCUUCUACUCGUUCGACACGGUGACAGGGAAGGAGAGGUUCAACAUCGGCAUCUUCAUGAACAAGAUGGCCACCAACAUCCAGGCCCUGAACUACAGCCCUGUGGACCAGAUGCUACACGCCUACAGUGACUCCUACAUGGUCUCUUAUGAGGUUAUCUUUGACUUAUCAGGUGAUUAUUUUUAAAUGUUUUCUUCAGUAAUGUGAUGUUAAUAAAGGCAGGAAGCAUCGGUGUGGUGUGACAAUAUCAGUGCUACACAUGAUUGAUUAUACGCUAAAUUCAGCAUCUUGUACACGUCUCAGUUUGGAUGAUUCCACCAAUACAAUAACUGUCUGUUCAAUAAAUUCAUUUCUCUCCUUU
This is a messenger RNA of Stegastes partitus (bicolor damselfish), 1654 nucleotides long. Its product is annotated as olfactomedin-4-like. The coding region runs from base 76 to 1479 and encodes 467 amino acids. Lineage: Eukaryota; Metazoa; Chordata; Actinopteri; Pomacentridae. The transcript has 7 exons. The record is from RefSeq and is a predicted model, not a curated record. Gene Ontology annotation, biological process: signal transduction.